CGUUAUCUUCAUCUCCCUGCUCGACCUGGAAUCUAUAUAACCCCACCUUUUUCUAGCUUUUGUACCACUCUCCCUCCUGUCCAAGAAGAAAAGAUGGCCACCCACCACCCGCCGGACCUGGAGGCUGCAACAAUCGACUCAGUCGCCUCCUCCCCGCGAUCCGAGCACCACCCCCACGACCUCCACCCGCGGGCCCGCUUCAUGUGCAGCUUCGGCGGCAAGAUCCUCCCCCGCCCGCAUGAUAAUUUGCUCCGUUACGUCGGCGGCGACACCCGGAUCGUUGCCAUCCAGCGCGCCACCACCUUCAACGCUCUCCUCUCCAAGCUAUCCAAGCUCUCAGGUACGACGAACAUUACAGUGAAGUACCAGCUUCCCAAUGAAGAUCUGGACGCCUUGAUUUCGGUGACGACGGACGAGGAUGUCGACAACAUGAUGGAGGAGUACGACCGCGUCGCGCAGACGCAGACUCCCCGGACGGCCCGCCUCCGCCUCUUCCUCUUCAAGGGCGACGACUCCCGAGCCAGCAGCAUCAGCUCGCUCCUGGACAGCACGUCGAACCGGGAGCAGUGGUUCCUGGACGCCCUCAACGGCGGUGGCGGCGCGACCCCCGGCCGGAGCCUCGAGCGCCUCCGCUCCGAGGCAUCCUCGAUCGUCUCGGAAGUCCCGGACUACUUGUUCGGCUUGGAAGCCUCGGAGGAGCCCAAACCGAAGGCCCGGAGCAUGUUGCUCGAGACCAUCUCGAUUUCCGACCCGGGUUCGCCUGCCCCUGUCGCCAAUUCAUCGUAUUGCUCGGUCUCCUCGGCGUGCGUGCCGUCCAUGCCGGACCUCCCCCCCGUGAAGACGAAGCCCGAGAGUCCAGUCCCCAAAUUCGACCCUAACGAGAGCCAGAGUUUUGCGGAAACGGGCGAAACCAUAGUUGUGCAGCCGGGCGGGUAUCCAGGCAAUCCCGCGGGUCACUACGCCCCGAGCUCUCACUAUUCCGGCCCGCCGAUGCAGCCCAUGCCCGUCUAUUACUACGCGAGUCCCGUGCCUCACCGAAACAUGUCGGGCCCGCCCAUCAUGGCCCGAGGACCUUAUGUCCAGCAGUACCCCGCUUCGGCCGGGCAAAUACCCGUCGGCUACCAUCAGCCUGGGCCAAGUCCGGGUCAGGUGUAUGGCGGAGUGGUGAGGUCCGUGGUUGCCGAUGGCGUGAGCCACCAGGUGUACUACGGGGUAAGCAACGGAGGCAUGGUUCCGACGUAUCCGCCGGGCAUGGUUGUUCCGGCUCCGGGCGGAGAGGAUAUUCAAGUAGUUGCGGCGGAGGCACAGCCGGGUCGGUUCUCCCAGCAAUCAUGACACGGAAUUAUUGGGUAUUAUAAAAGUUGUUUUUACUUUGGGGGGCGCUUUUCCUUUUAUCUGAUCAUUGGGUUUUGUGUGGUUGUCAUUCGCUAUUCAUGAAGAUGCGACUUAUGGAACGCUCCGUAAUCGGCCGUUGGAGGAAGGGGAGGUGGGGGGAAGACGGAAAAAGAGAGAAAUUGUCCAUAGUGGAAAGAAACACUGUGUAUACCGUAAAACUGUGUUUCCAAUUAAUGAUAAAAAGUUGUAUAAAAUAUAUAUUUACAUAUAUGUCAUGUGAUUUACCACA
This is a messenger RNA of Eucalyptus grandis, 1624 nucleotides long. RefSeq lists its product as hypothetical. The coding region runs from base 94 to 1335 and encodes 413 amino acids. The transcript has 2 exons. The record is from RefSeq and is a predicted model, not a curated record. Gene Ontology annotation, molecular function: protein binding. NCBI's taxonomy places the organism in Eukaryota, Viridiplantae, Streptophyta, Magnoliopsida, Myrtales, Myrtaceae.